AUGGGAAACAAUCAGCCCGGUGGCAUGUAUAAACGGGAUCGCCCGUUCGAUUCUGAAAAAGGCGGAAGUCAUUCACGGAGCCGUACUGGAGCUCCAAGCUCACCUCCAAUUGAAGAUGAAUGUCCGGUGCAGAUGAAAAUUGCAAAAAGCGAGGAGAAUACCAACAAGUUCCCGGUUGUGUUUAAAUGGAAUGCUACCAACUCACAAUCAAAAAAUGUGUACGUCUGCGGAUCCUGGGACAAAUGGCACUCGAAGAUCCCACUAGUCAAGUCGACCGCCGAUUUCUCAACAAUUGUGGAGUUGGAGCCUGGAAAGCACGAGUACAAGUUCUAUGUCGACCAUAAAUGGGUGGUCGAUGAUAACCAACAAAAAACAAGCAACAGUCUGGGAGGAGAGAACAAUAUUGUGAUGAUUGAUGAAGCCGACUUUGAGGUGUUCGACGCAUUGGAUAAAGAUCUCGCUUCAUCAAAUGCUGGAGAACAGCUCCGCAACAGCCACCCAUCCAAAGAGUCCCAUGACACUCCAAACGAUCGGGAACUCGAAAAGCUCCACCAAUUCGGACAAGAAACUCCAACCCGUGCGGAUUUCAGCAAGGCUGCAGCUCCACCAGUCCUCCCACCACACCUACUCCAAGUUAUUCUCAACAAGGACACCCCUGUCCAAUGUGAUCCAAAUGUGCUCCCAGAACCAGAUCACGUAAUGCUCAACCACUUGUACGCGUUGUCUAUCAAGGAUGGUGUUAUGGUUCUCUCAGCAACCCACCGCUACCGAAAGAAGUUUGUGACCACUUUACUCUACAAACCAAUCUAA
Messenger RNA from Caenorhabditis remanei, 810 nucleotides. RefSeq lists its product as uncharacterized. Gene Ontology annotation, biological process: signal transduction. The record is from RefSeq and is a predicted model, not a curated record. NCBI's taxonomy places the organism in Eukaryota, Metazoa, Nematoda, Chromadorea, Rhabditida, Rhabditidae. Gene Ontology annotation, molecular function: protein kinase binding. Bases 1 to 810 code for a protein of 269 amino acids. Gene Ontology annotation, cellular component: cytoplasm; nucleus; nucleotide-activated protein kinase complex. The transcript is spliced from 4 exons.